CACUCGCACGAGUCCUCGGAAACCUCGAGAAAAGCCAAUACCGAGUAGACUUCCCGCUCUUGGAGCUGAUCCAGAGUCGAACCGCUUUGGGCAACGGGGACGUUCCACGAUUCGAACCACGUGAACGGGAUCACGCGGAAACCGUUCAAUUUCGAUGACACAGGCAAUCCGCUCGCGUUUACGAACGGCACAGUGAACCGAUUGUAGUGUCAUCUCCGAGAACGAGGCAGUGUUUCGGCAGUGAACUUCUGAUUAAUGAGUCGAGUGACAAGUGUGACCCCGUGUUCCCGUGCAGACAUGUUGACGGAAGGUUAAGAACCCCUGACCAAGUCGACGAUCGCGAGAGAGAGUUAAUCGCGCGAAACACGCACAGGACUAUUUACACGAACGAACGAUGAGCGUAGCACUUGUGACGAUGGAUUCUGCGUACGGUCUUCGACUGGGGAUUGGCAGCCACCAUCACCACCACCAUCAUCAUCAUCACCGGGUGCGUUCUCCGGAGAGUCACGUGGUGCCUCGUCAAGAACAGCCGCAGGAUCGUAAGGAGGACAUAGAGACACCCUUGAGAUUCAGCGUGGUGAACAUUUUGAGGCCAGACUUUGGACGCGAAGCGAUUCUCAGUACCAAGACUCCGAAGCAGGCGAACUUGACUGGACACUCUACCACCAUUCCGGUACCGAUCCCGCGACACAGCCCUCUGUCCCUUCCGCGGGAUUUGAGUCUCUCCUCGAACAGACUGUCUCCCACGAGACCGCAACCGAACGGUUUUUCCGUGCACAGAGAGAGGGACCUGUUUUCCACUCAUUGCGGAUUGACGUCGCCCCUUCAGAGGAACAGUGGACUCAGCAGAAGCGGAAGUCUCGAGAGUCUGGCGAGUAAUAGGAGCUCCGUAACCGGAAGCUCGGUGACAGGAGCGCCUUCUAUGGGCUCCUCGUCCUCCACCAUCGGCAGCGAGUCCUUGAGCGGAGACAGCAACUCCGGAAGUGUUAGCAAUUCCGUCACGAAUCAGGCUGGAAUCAACGGACAGAGUCCUUGGCCGGCGUGGGUCUAUUGCACCAGAUACUCGGACAGACCGUCUUCCGGUCCGCGGACGAGGAGAGUGAAACGCACGGCGAACGGAAGCAAGAACGGCACGCCGGAAGAGAAGCGACCUCGAACCGCGUUCAGCGCCGAGCAAUUGGCAAGACUGAAGAGGGAAUUCGCGGAGAAUCGAUAUCUGACCGAGAGAAGGAGACAACAGCUGUCUAGAGACUUGGGUCUCAACGAGGCGCAAAUCAAGAUCUGGUUCCAGAACAAACGGGCGAAAAUCAAGAAAGCUAGCGGACAGAAAAACCCCCUGGCUCUUCAGCUCAUGGCCGAGGGCUUGUACAAUCAUUCGACGGUCCCGGUCGACGAGGACGGAGAGGAAGUCGGUACCGGAAACAAUCAUCCUCACUGAGAGUUUAACGUUUAGCUUGCUAAUACUGGCAAGACGCAGACUUUUAUUACCUUUGAUUUUGGGAAAAUUUAGGGUAAGUUAGGGAACUUUAUCCUUGGAUCAUGAUCUUAAAUAAGAGGUCUAGAUGGUCUUUGUGGUCUCGAAGCGAAUAUAAACGCUGUACGGCAAUAUUCAUCCCUCGCGAACGCUGUGGGAUUACCAAAUUUCUACCUAAACGAAUCCCAACCCUUAAAUCCAGAAAUAAAAAAUUUUCAAACAUCUGUUGAUAAUAUCGAAUGAUGAUGAAAACAUCCAAUGAUUGCUACCCUAAAUUAACCUAAUCUAAAGGAGAGCUCUGACUGUACAUAAAUCGCAGACUGAUCCUUUCUAUAUUUAUCAACUACCUAUGUAUAUGAGCGUAGAGAAUAGUAAGCGAACUGGAUCCGAUGUUUAUCGGCCGGUUAAAUUAAUUUAUUUCCUGUGUACAUAGUUGUAAAUACGACUGGUCGUAAAUGUGUAUAUGUAUGAUACGAGAUAAAGUAUAAUUGCCGCGCGAAGAUUCUAUUAUUUGUGUAGGUUGCGCACGGUCGCGUGUGAAUACGAAACGAUCUCACACUGUAUAUUCCUAAUUAUUGUACGAGUAUAUACAAUACGGAGUAUGUAUAUACAUACAUGUAUAUUAUGUAGACAGAGUUGGACAGCAUGCGUAUA
Messenger RNA from Megachile rotundata (alfalfa leafcutting bee), 2128 nucleotides. Its product is annotated as segmentation polarity homeobox protein engrailed. Gene Ontology annotation, molecular function: DNA-binding transcription factor activity, RNA polymerase II-specific; RNA polymerase II cis-regulatory region sequence-specific DNA binding. Lineage: Eukaryota; Metazoa; Arthropoda; Insecta; Hymenoptera; Megachilidae. Gene Ontology annotation, cellular component: nucleus. The record is from RefSeq and is a predicted model, not a curated record. Gene Ontology annotation, biological process: multicellular organism development; regulation of transcription by RNA polymerase II; neuron differentiation.